AUGGGACACAGGCAAAGCCGGCCCAGCAUCCACACGACACCUGACCCUCUGUCCGCGGACGGCGUGAUCACGCCGAACGUGAUGGUGCGCACGAGCACCUCUUCCAGCUCGCCUAGCGUCGCCAUCAUGGCACCGAAUGACGGGAGCCGAUUCGGCACGGAAUGGCUGCCACCCACACUGACGGCCGACGCUGAGGCGUCCGUGUCGCGUGGUGUACUGCAACUGGGCAUCGACCUCCUGCGUGAACUGCGCCGCUCCGACCCCGGCGAGGCCAACGUGGUCCUGUCCCCGUACGCUGCCGCGAGCGCCCUGGAAGAGCUCCUGGUCGGAUCCCGUGGAAUCACGGCCGCGCAGAUUUCGGCAGCGCUGUGCAUCCCGCCAGGACAGAGGGUGAGCGCGUACUUCGAGAACUGUGACCGCGAAAUCCCAAACCGGCGUCGAAGCGACAGCAAACGACGCUUUGACAUGGGCUACCUGAACAAUGUGCACCACGAGCAGACGUUGGUCACCAUCGACCCGGAGACGCAGGCGAGCGAGGUUCUGCGCCUGGAGCGCUUCAGUUGGGACUUUGCCAAGGCAGCCGAGGAGAGCCGCCAGGAGAUCGACCACUACUCUCGCCUGUAUGCCAAAGCCUUCGAGCCCGCCGAGAUUCUGCCACAGGGUUGCAUCACCCCAUGCUCCCUGGUGUGCAUGGUGAGCGUGGUGGACUUCCGCGGCUCGUGGAAGCAGGCGUUCGACGACCGCACCGCAACGAGAGAGAUAUUCUACGAGUCCGACGGCACCUUCACGCCCGUAGUGAUGGUGCACCAGACGGGACGCUUUCGGUUCGCCAAGUGCGCCGACCUUUGUGCCACGGCAAUCGAACUGCCAUACGAAGAACCCGGGAGGUCCCAAGUAACCUCGCUGAGCCGAUCAGUCUCCAACGCAAGCUCGCCCAAGAGCGGUAUUACCACGCCAUCCGUUGUGGAUGCAUUCGCGGGCCCGGAGUUCUCACUGGUGGUGCUUCUACCCGAGCAGAAGAACGGCCUUGAGCUGUUGGAAUCAAAGCUGAGUGCGUUCACGGCACUGGCCUGUUUCGACCAGCUCAGAACCCAGAAACAAGUCAGGGUGAGCUUGCCACUCUUCAAAGUCAAACAGGUGACAGAUAUGAUACCGGCCCUCUGCGCCCUCGGCGUCGGUCACGUGUUCACACAGGACGCCGAACUGUGGGGCUCAACGGCUGGCGAGAAGCGGGUGACGCUGAUGCACCACGCGGCCGCUUUCGAGACGGCGCAGACCGGGGGCCGGCCCCAGCCGCGUCCAAAGCAGCACGCGGGUCACCUGCGUGGACUCAUGCACAGCUUGCGCACCUUGGUGAAGGUCCCGCAGCAGCGCGCACAGUUCACCGUCGACCGGCCCUUCGCGUUCUUCGUCACUUGCGCCCGCCCGCAAGCGAUCAUGCUGCUGGGUUCCGUGCGCCGCAUCUCAACGUGA
Dermacentor silvarum is the source of this 1473-nucleotide messenger RNA. Its product is annotated as leukocyte elastase inhibitor. Gene Ontology annotation, molecular function: serine-type endopeptidase inhibitor activity. The record is from RefSeq and is a predicted model, not a curated record. The coding region runs from base 1 to 1473 and encodes 490 amino acids. The transcript is spliced from 6 exons. Lineage: Eukaryota; Metazoa; Arthropoda; Arachnida; Ixodida; Ixodidae.